Messenger RNA from Funneliformis geosporum, 1095 nucleotides. The record is from the annotation of a GenBank genome assembly. Lineage: Eukaryota; Fungi; Glomeromycota; Glomeromycetes; Glomerales; Glomeraceae.
AUGAAAGGAAAGAAAAAGGAUACAGACAAAGAAGGAACUAUAUGGGGAUCAGGUAAGGAAGUCGAGAAAAAGAAAGAUUAUAUGGGAGCAAUUAAGAUCAAAAUUACUGCAAAAGAGGAUUUCUUUUCCAGUUUUCUUAAACUGCCAGGUUGCAUACCAAUUGACAUUCGAGUGUGUCUCAGGAGAUAUUACUCCCAUUCUGAAGUCGAAGAGAAAAGGUCGCUUAAAUUCUUCUUAAAAAAGUGUGACCUCGAUACUAAAGCUGACAUGCCAUAUGAUAAAAUAUGUAUUACGUUACCAGGAGCUUUUGUAAAGCUAAGUCAAAUAAAUGAUUACAGAGGAGUCACUUUCAUAGCUCAUGUAUCUUUGUUCAACUCACACUAUCGUGCAAAUAGAAUGAAGAUACGAAACCUUCUGGACGCUUAUGCUUUUAAACGUGAUAUGAUAUUUAGCUCAAGAGUAUGUGAAAAUAUAGAAAAAGGAAAAUAUCCUACUAGAAGUGUAAGACAUAACAAUAAAUUUGAAAAGAAAGGCUUAGUUCCUGUUGUAUUAGAGGAUUUAUCUAACAAAAAGCUGAAGUUUAAAGCACGUCUAGCUCCAUUAGGAAAGAAAAAGCAACAUCUUGGGAAGAUAAUAAGUUUAGCUAAAAAAAGAGGCAAAAGGGUUCCAGAAAGCUUAAAUUCAGAAUAUUCAUCCGUAUGUUUUGAUUAUGAUUAUUGGGAUUCAAAGCAAAAAGCUUUAAAGUUAUAUAUAAACACUUUUUAUGGGAAGGCAGGUAACUCAAAAUCUCCAAUCUUUCUUUGUGAAUUAGCUGGAGGAACUACUUCAGCAGGAAAAUAUAACCUUAAUCUUGUCGUAGAAUUCGUAACAAAAAAAAGGUUUAGGAUAAAAUAUGGUGAUACCAAUUCUUUGUAUCUCAUCUGCUCAAAUAAGUAUUAUGAAAAAUGCGAUGAAGCCUUUUUCAGAAAAGAUCUUUUUAAAGAAGUGUACUGGACUGAAAUGGUCAAUAUUACUAUGAUUGUGAUGAAAAGCUUACGUAAUCAAGUAAAUGCUUAUCUUGAGAUAAAGAAUGGCACAUCUUACCUUAGCAUAUGA